This is a messenger RNA of Paramecium primaurelia, 7439 nucleotides long. The record is from the annotation of a GenBank genome assembly. NCBI's taxonomy places the organism in Eukaryota, Ciliophora, Oligohymenophorea, Peniculida, Parameciidae.
AUGAAAUUAUCAUAGUUAAUUUACGAAUACCUGCAUAGAAAAUAUACGAAAACAAAAUAAAAGAACGAUGAUUCAUAUUCUAAGCAAGUAUAUCGUACAAUUUAAUAAACAAGAUAGAAUUUGAAAAUGGAGACACAGUGAAUUUAAAAGGCUUCUCUUCUUCAGAAUUAAAAAAUAAAAUUUCCACUAAGUAAUCAUUGGGGAGUAUAAUAUGGAGAUAUUUGAGAAGGCCAUUCAAUUACAUUUUUCUUACGAUUAGCAUUAUAUGUCUGAGUAUAACUCAAGACAAUUAAUAACUUAUAUAUGGAUUUGUCAUCCCAUUUCUAUUUGGUAUAGUAAUGUAUUUAAUAAAAACAUUUUAUUAUAUGAUUUUGGUUCAUGGUGAGGAUAAUUUAAUAAACCAAAGAUAAGUGAUUGUGUUUAAGAAAUUGAAGAAAAUUUUGCAUAACAAAAAAAUCGGUUUAAUGGAAUAUGAACAAAAAUUAAAUAAGACCUAAUUUAUAUCUACUUAAAGAGCAGAUAAGGGACUGAUACCACCAUCUCCUCAACCAUUGACAGAAUUAAAUGAAAAUACAAAAGUUAGUAUAAUAGAAACAAUAAGAUGGGAGGAUUUGGAAAUAGGAGACAUAAUAAUAUUAUAAAGGAAUGAAGUUUGUCCUGCAGAUUGUCUGAUUUUGGAGUCAAGCUAAGAAAAAUGUUAUGUGAAUAACACAUGUGUAAAUGGACAGACAGAUGAAGGAAUAAAGUGUGCAAAUGAAUUAACAUCUUUGCCUAAGAUGCAUUAAUUUAAAGGAAAUGGAUUUGAAUAUAGAUUAUUGUUGAGUGGGAAAGUGACAUUUGAUAAGGAUUACAAAUCUGAUUCUUUUUAUACAGGAUUCAUUCGAUUGAAAAAUGAUCCUUAGGCUGUAGAUAUUAAAAGAGAGAAUAUUCUGUAUAGAGGAUAAUAAUUGCAGACUUGUGAUUAUGUAUAUGGUUUAGUGUUGAGUUGUGGUUUGAAUUGUAAAUAUUAUUUUUCUAGCAAUUUUGAGAAGUCAACAAAGUCUUUUUUUGAAAAUAAGGUUGAUACUUUCUAUAAAUUCACAUUAAUACUCAUAAUUUUGUUAACUUUUGGAUCAUGGAUGAUUGAAUCAAUUAGGUAUAUUGAUAAAGGUUGGGAAAUAUUAUAUUUAGCUGAUCACUUUUUGCUUUAUUUGAAUAUGUUUCCUUAUUAUUUGAUAGGAUUAUUAGAUAUAUUAUAAGUUCUUAGUUCCAGUUAGAAAUUGUUUAAAUUUAAUAAACAGAAAGGAAAUUAGAGUAUUAAAAGUCAAUAAGAAUUUAAUAUAUUUGUGAAUUAGAAAAUAGACUUAAAUACAGUUUACAGUAAAUUAAAUGCAACCCCUAUAGCUGAUUUAUCAUUGGUGGAUUCUGUCAUUUUUGAUAAGACUUGUACAAUGACCAUACCAUAAUUUAAGAUAAAAUUAAUUUUAAUAAAUGAAACAUUCUAUGAAAUACAUAAUAAAACAUUUAAAAAUACUAUUGAAUGGAAAAAGUAUUAAAAAGAAAUGUUAGAUAAUUAGGAAAUGCUAUUCAUUUAAGAUUAAUCCUUAUCACCUAAUUAAAUUUCGUCCAUAAAAGUGUCACCUCAUCAUAGACCAAUGAGUCCUGCUAAAAGAGCCACAAUUACACCUUGGAGAUUGGAGGACAACUUGGUCAACAUUGAACCAAAUUUUGAGUAAGAUAUACGUGAGACAAGUUAAUAGGAAGAAGCCAACUUUAAUGCUGAAGAGAUUGCAGAUGAUCAUUCCAAAUUAAAAGAGAUACAUAGAACUAAACCUCCAAAAUUGUUUUAAAUAGAUUCAUGGGAAUCUGGAACUGAUUUAGGAGGAAUGAUUAAUUAAUUGAAUGAAUAAAGAAUGAUAAAAUCUUAAUCUCCUAUUAAAGAGACAGCCAAACGUAAAUUCAGUGAGAGAAGACCAAUAUUAGAUAAGGUUGAACCCAAAAAGAAAUUAUCAGCUGAUCGAUUUUAUAAGACAGAUGAAUUCAAUAUUUAAUAUGAUAGACAAGAUGAUUUUAUAAGCAAUGAGAAAGAAAUCUUUAGUAAAUCAUUGACUCCAGAAUAUAGAGGUAUAAUUGAAGAAGCAUUAUUUGUCCUCAUCAUUUGCCAUAACACUUAAACUAAAUAUCUGAAGAAAUAAGAUUCAUUAUAAUAAGAAUUUAGCAAUUAAAUAGAUGAAUUAUAAAUUAAUUUAGCUUAGAACUAUGAUUACAAAUUUAUUGGAUCUACAUUUGGGAAAAACAAGUACAUUAUUGAAAUUAAAGAGAAUUUAGUAGAAAUUCCAGUGACUGUUACAUAAUUAGAUCAUAAUAAAUUAUCUGUAAUUACUUAAAUUACAGAUUAUAAUAAAUUAUUAGCCUUUUAAUUCAAUGAUAAAUUUGAAUAUAUUCAAUACAUAAGAGAAGAUGGUUUAGAAUAGAUAGAAGGUAUUAAUAUGGAUAAGGAGGACAAAGAUGUUUGGAAUGGAAUAAUAAAUAAAAUUAUAUAGAGAGGUUGUAGGCCAAUUAUCUAUUAUAAAUAUAAUAUGGAUUAAAAUAAUUAUAAUUUAUUUUAGAAAAAUCCACAAGAAGAAAUUAAAAAUAAAUCUAAUAAUUUAGAAGUGAUUUUAAUUGUUGGAGUGUAAGAAAAAUUAAAGAAAUAAUUAAAAGAUAUUUUAAACUAUUAUCAUAAUGCAGAUAUAUCUAUAUGGAUUGCAAGUGGUGAUACUAAAAACAAGGUAUUACCAAUAGCCUAUAAAUCUAAUAUUUUAAAGGAAAAUAUUCAAAUUCUAAAAAUAGAAUCAAAUGAUAUGAUAUCUUAAUAAAUCAAGUCACACAUUUUAUGGUGUUAUAAUAAUCUAAUUAAAUAAUUAAGAGAAGAAUAAAAUGAUAAAAAAAAUAAUGAAAAACUCAGUAGUCCUAAUAAUAAAAGAAAAUCAAUAAAUGUUGCUAGAAGAGCAAGUACAAGAGGUGUUUUAACUGGAAUGAAUAAUAACUUAUCAAAAACUAAGCCAUUCUGUAUUAUGAUUGAAGGGAAGGCUUUGGAGAUAAUUGAAAAUGAUGAAAAUUUAUAUCAUCAUUUGGCAUUUUUAGUCUCAUUUUGCACUCACCUUAUUGGAUAUUCUAUGAAUAAAUAUUAGAAAGGUGUUUUAAUUAAGAUAUUAUAGAAAAAAUAAUUAUAAAGAAGAAGAAUAUUAGUAGUUGGUGAUGAAGCCAAUGAUUCAAUUAUCAUGGAAAAUUCAGACUUUUCAAUCUAAAUUUAGAAUGAGAGAAUUAGUUAAAACAUCAGAAUAGAUAAAAUGGAAUAAAUUGAGAGAAUAAAAAAGGAAACUAAUACAAAUAAUGCAUAGAAUUCAAAUAAGUUAUCAAAAUAAUAUAAAAAUUUUAGAUAAAGCUAUUCUAAUAAAUAAAUAGAAAAAUAUAUAUAUCCUAAAGUAAGACAUAUGAGUACAGCAGAUCUCAUUAUUAAAGAUAUGAAUAAUCUCAUUACAUUAUUAUUUUAUGAUAGUAGAAAGCAUGCAGAAUUUCUAGAAAAUUUAAUGAUAUAUGCAUUUUAUAGAUGCUAUUUGAUAAUGUUUUGCAUAUUUUUUCAGCAUAUUCUGGAUGUGGAUAAUGAAAAUCCUCCUCUUUCUUAUUUUUAAUCUAUCAUGUUUAUAUUGCCUUGUUUAUUGUUAUACAAAUAAUCAAUUCUUAAUAAAAGAAACAUUACUGAUUUUAAAUAAUAACUAGUUUACUUUUAUAAUCAGAAUUGGAUUCAAUUUAGAAAGCACAGAUAUUGGUUGUUCAUUUACAAAGUUUUAUUAUUUUCAAUUUUUGAAUCCUUCAUUAUAAUAAUAAUUUAAAAGUACAUUGAAUUCUAUACAAAUGAUGGUAAAGAUUUUGAUAAUGCUAUUUUAUCUUUAUAAAUGUAUACAAUAAUCAUUAUAGUUGAAUAGAGUAAAUGGAUUUAUGAUAAUAUUGUCUAUUGGUGGAUAUUAUUAAUAAUACUCUAUUUAUUGAGUUUAUUAAGUUAUAUUCAAAUAUUCAAUGAAACAUACUAUCAAAUUAUGGAACACAUAAUCAAUAUUUAAAGUGUAUUUUAUAUCAUACUCAUAAUUCUGAUAGUUUAUACACUUUAGCAAUUACUUUUUUAAUUUAUUCCUUAUACAAUAGAUAAAUUAAUGUUUUCAGUUAAAGACAAGAUUUAAAUUAGCAGUUUAUUGAAGCCAAUAGAGAUAUAUUAUUCAAAAAAAAGGAACAAUAGCACACUUCUGUUGAAUAUAUAAAAAUAUGCCUUAAAAUUGUUUAAAAAUGAAGAUGAUAUGGAUUCUUCUAUAAGAUCAAUGUUGUCUGGUAUGGCUUUGAGUGAAAAGAGCAUAAAAAUCAAUUAACUUACUCAAUAAUUUAAGAAUAUUUAAUUAGAAACAAAAUAUUAAUUGAAUGAAUUAACAUCAAUUUUAGAAUAUUAUAGAUUUUAUUAUCCUUUAAGUUGGAUGUUAGUUGAAGGUGCAAUAUUACUUCAAAUUUGGUUUGUAAACAAAGACCAUAAUUAUACUUGGUUACUUUAUUUUUCAUAUGGUUACAAUGGAACUUAAAUAUUGAUGGCUCUAUUUAUAUAUACAUCAGUGUUUAAGAAAUAUCAUUUUAGAUUAUCUAAAAUUUUGAUUUUAUCUCGUUUGUUAUACAAGAUUGUGUAUGAUAUUUAUUUCUUUUAAUAAAAUGACAAUUCAUUAAGUGAUAUGCUCAUUAUGCAGUUGUUUAUGUUACAACCAUUAAUAGAUGAUAGACCAUUGACUAUAAUAUUUUAUUGUAUCAUAGUCAAUAUAAGUUUCAUCAUCAGAUUCAGUGCUAACAAUACAUCAAUUAAUUAGAAUAUAAAUACAUACAUCAUGCUCAACUAUUAUCUCAUAGCAUUUAUGUAAACAGCAUUAAGUAGUGGGACGCAUUUGAGAGUUCAAAGAAAUUUAAGACAGGAAUUCAUAUAAAAUUUAUAGUUGAAUUAGAAAAUAAAUUCAAUAAGUGAUACUCUCUCAAUAUUGAUGCCAAAGUUUAUCAGAAAUAUGAUAAAUUAGAAGGGAGAAUUUGAUAUAUAGGAGAAUCAAGGUGAAGUGGCAAUUCUAUUUUGUGAUAUUUGUCAAUUUGAUACUAUAAUAAAGGUUUAAUAAUAGAAUGUAGUUCACUUACUAGAUAUUUUAUUCAGAUAAUAUGAUUCUUUAUGUAAUUAAUACAAUCUGUAAAAGAUUGAAACUGUUGGUAAGACUUAUAUGGCAGCUUCUGGGUUAAAGAAUUUAAUCUCUUAAAAUAAUAUUAACCCAGUUUUAAGAGCUCUAUAAGUAGCAUUUGAAAUGUAGAAGUUUGCUUUGUCACAGAGUUUUGGUUAGACGGAAAAUAUUGUAGUGAAGAUUGGAGUGCAUUAUGGAAAUGUGAUUGCUGGUGUUAUUGGGUAUCAUAAACCCUAGUUUUCUUUGAUUGGUGAUACUGUCAAUACUACUAGUAGAGUUUGUUCAACUGCUUAAGAUAAUCAAAUAAAGAUAUCUGAAGAGGCAUUUAAAUAAGUUUCAUCUUGUACCGAUUUCACAUUUACUUUGGAUAUAGUGGAGGCUAAAGGAAAAGGUUAAUUAACUACAUAUUUGGUAUAGGAAGUAAUGAAAGAGAAGAUAUCAAGAAAGAAAUUGAGAAAAUUUAAAGAUGAUAUGUAGAUAUUUCUAAAUAGAGAUGAAUAUGCAGGUAAAUAAAGAAAAUCUAUAUUUGAAUUCAAGAAUUCACGUAAACCUACAAUUGUUCAAUCGAAUAUUAAGAUAACUACAUCAUAAAUGAUGCAUAAAUCAAGUAUUAAUUUAGAUAAUCAAAAUGUUGUCUUAAAUAAUAGCAAUAACAAUAAUAAUGUGUCAUAACAUCAUUCUAGAGGUGAGAGUGAUUAAUAACAGCCUCCUAUGAAGGAACAAUAACCUCUAACAAUUACAGGUUAGAAUUUAAUAGAAGCACUUGAAAUCAAAUUAGCUAGAGAAAAUCUUUUAUUUGAAGAUCCUUUAGAGUUUCCAUUGAUUGAAGUAGAUAAAGAUAAAUUAAAACAAAUCCAUUAAACUGAAGAUGAAUUUAAAGAGAUGGAUGUGUUGAUUUUAGACAAAAGAAGAUUGUAUCUUGAUUUUCAUUCAGAUGUUGAUGAUGAGGUUAUAUAGGAAUUUUAUUAGUAAUUGAGAAAGUAAAAUAAAAUACUGGUUAUUCUAUUAGAACUUGGUAUGGGUAUAUUAAUCUUGAUUCAAAAUACCUCUACUAUUUUAAUAGACAAUAUUUUUAGAGAAAUAAUAGUUUGGUAUAUAAAUAUUGUGUAAGGAUAUCUGAUUGUCUUUGUUAAAUUGAUAUUCAUAUGUUUAUUAUUUAAUGAACAAUAUUGUAAUCACUUUUUCAAAUAGAAAUACUUUAUAGGGUUCUACAUAUUUAUUUUAAUCUGGUGGAUUAUGCACAUUUUUAGUGUAAAAGAAGGUAUAAUAGGUGAAGUGUGUAUAGCCAUAGGUAUCUUUCUAUCUUUUUUGACUUAAUUAAAUCCAAUAAUCAAAAUGAAAUAUAAGGUUGUUGAAAGCAUUGUCAUGAUUUGUAUGAAUAUUAUUGCAGUUGUUGUUAAUGAUUGGGAUAAAUCCUUAAUUUAUUAUGCUAGUCUACUUUAAGUUAUAUUUGUAUCUAAUUAAAUUUAUAAAUUCUUAAAGAAUGUUGAAGCAUAUAAUUUAAAAUGCAAAUUGAAAUCAAAACAUGAAUAAUUAGAUCAAUUAGUUAAACAUUAAUUACCAACUCAUAUGCUUGAUUAAUUUUUAUAAUUGUAAUAAUCCAGAGCAGUCUUGAAAGAUUAACAUGAAGAUGUUACACUUUUGUUUGCUGACAUAGCUGGAUUUACUGAAUAUUCAAGUAAAGUAGCACCUGAAUAAGUUGUAUUUAUGUUGAGAAAUUUAUUCACUGAAUUUGAUAAAUGUUGUCAAGAGAAAAAUGUUUACAAAUUAUAUACUAUUGGAGAUUGUUAUGUAGUUAUGGGAAUGGUUGAUGCUAAAGAUAGAAAUCCAGCAUUGGAAGCUAAAAAUACAGUAGAAAUGGGAUUUGAAAUGAUAAAUAUUAUCAGUAAGGUUAGAGAUAAAAUAAAUAAUUCAGAUUUAGAUAUGAGGAUAGGUAUACAUACUGGUAAAAUUAUUGGAGGAGUACUUGGAACUGAUAUUGUAAGAUAUGAUAUUUAUGGACCAGAUGUUUUAAUAGCUAAUAAAAUGGAAUCAAAGGGUGAUAGAGGAAAAGUAUAAGUAUCAGAAUCUACAAAAAAAACAUUAGAAUUAUGCUAUCCAGAAGAAUUUCAGUAUUUUUCUCAUUGUACUGUGGAAAUUCCAUCAAUAGAAAGAAGAACUGAAGGUCAUUUUAUAUAAAUAAAGACUUUCCAAGAACCAUCAAUGGAUGUAUAGAAUUUUAAUUGA